Molecule: messenger RNA, 378 nt
Organism: Daucus carota subsp. sativus
Lineage: Eukaryota; Viridiplantae; Streptophyta; Magnoliopsida; Apiales; Apiaceae
Product: increased DNA methylation 1-like
Exons: 1
Coding region: 1-378 (125 amino acids)
Biological process (GO): regulation of transcription by RNA polymerase II
Cellular component (GO): nucleus
Molecular function (GO): transcription regulator activity; acyltransferase activity, transferring groups other than amino-acyl groups
Source: RefSeq, a predicted model, not a curated record
AUGAUUAAUGUCAAGACAACCAUAAAGGUGAAUCAGGCUGUUACUGUGAUGCAUGAAUGUUUCCCGUCUGUAAAAGAACCUUGGAAUGGGAAGGAUGUUGCUGAAGAUAUAAUCUUUAGCAGGCCAUCGGAGGUGAAACGAUUAGAUUAUCGAGGCUUUUAUGCUGUGAUCUUAGAGAAAAUGACUGAAGUUGUCACACUUGCAAGUGUAAGAAUUUUUGGAGACAAAGUGGCAGAAGUAUCUCUUAUUGCUUUGCGAUUUCAGUAUAGAAGACUAGGUAAGUGCAAGACACUUAUGGAUGCGCGGGAACAAAAGCUGUCGAAUCUUGGUGUUGAGAAAAUAGUUUUGCCUCCAAUUUCUUCUGUUGUAGACACGUAG